This is a messenger RNA of Carassius auratus (goldfish), 1084 nucleotides long. Its product is annotated as zinc finger protein 271-like. Bases 1 to 864 code for a protein of 287 amino acids. Gene Ontology annotation, biological process: regulation of gene expression. NCBI's taxonomy places the organism in Eukaryota, Metazoa, Chordata, Actinopteri, Cypriniformes, Cyprinidae. Gene Ontology annotation, cellular component: nucleus. The record is from RefSeq and is a predicted model, not a curated record. The transcript has a single exon.
AUGAGGAUCCACACUGGAGAGAAACCUUACACAUGUGAUCAGUGCGGGAAGAGUUUUGCAGAAAAAGGAGUCCUUAAGAUGCACAUGAGCAUCCACACUGGAGCGAAACCGUAUGAAUGUGAUCAAUGCGGAAAAAUAUUUUCACGUGCUUCGUACCUGAAGCAGCACCUAAAAGUACAUACGCCGGGGAAACCACAUUCAUGUGCUUUGUGUGGAAAAAGUUUUUCACAUCUGCAGAAUUUAAGAGUUCAUCAGAAAAUACACACUGGUGUGAGAGAUCACAUGUGCUUUGAGUGCAAGAAGACUUUUAUUACAGCUUCAGAUUUGAAACAGCACCAGAGGAUCCACACUGGAGAGAAACCUUACAAGUGUUCACACUGUGACAAGAGAUUCAGUCAGUCAGCACCCCUUAAAUCACAUGAGAGGAUCCACACUGGAGAGAAACCUUACAAGUGUUCACACUGUAACAAGAGAUUCAGUCAGUCAGCACCCCUGAAAUCACAUGAGAGGAUUCACACUGGAGAGAAACCUUACAAGUGUUCACACUGUGACAAGAUAUUCAGUCGGUUAGGAUCUCUGGAAACACAUGAGAGGAUCCACACUGGAGAGAAACCUUACAAGUGUUCACACUGUGACAAGAGAUUCAGUCGGUUAGGAUCCUUGAAAUCACAUGAGAGGAUUCACACUGGAGAGAAACCUUACAAGUGUUCACACUGCGACAAGAGAUUCAAUCAGUCAGGAUCCCUGAAAUCACAUGAGAGGAUUCACACUGGAGAGAAAGCGUAUCACUGCACUGUAUGUGGGAAGAUUUUCAGUCAAUCAUCUUCUCUAAAGAGACAUAAAACAAGCAAUCACUGUAAGUAGUUAUCUGCAGGUCCACUGCAUUCAAGUGCUACACCUCAUCUCCUCAUAAUAAUUUGUCAAGAAACAUCAUCUAAAUUAUUCACAGUGAAUAAAGAUCAUCUUCAAGACCAUCUGUGAGAUUCAGAUCAACUCAAAGAUAGAGCUUGUCCACUAAGUACAAUAUUGAAAGUUUUAUUCUUGUAUACAACUUUGAUCAUGAUAUAAAUUAUAUUAUUAUGCA